This is a messenger RNA of Penicillium lagena, 360 nucleotides long. RefSeq names its product DUF3759 domain-containing protein. The transcript is spliced from 2 exons. The record is from RefSeq and is a predicted model, not a curated record. NCBI's taxonomy places the organism in Eukaryota, Fungi, Ascomycota, Eurotiomycetes, Eurotiales, Aspergillaceae. The coding region runs from base 1 to 360 and encodes 119 amino acids.
AUGCCAAGCCCGGCCUUAGCGUCUUGGCUGACCCUCAGUUGCAUAGAUGAUUCCCAACAGGCCGACUACCACAGGCAGUGGAACAACUCCGAGCCCACUGAGCAUGACGCCAGCUUCGUCCAUGAGCUGAUUGCCGGCGCCGCUAGCUACGAGGCCGCCAAGGCCUACGAGCAGCACGAGGAGCGUGAGGGCAAGCCCGAGAGCCACGAGAAGGCCAAGGAGAUCAUGGCUGGCUUUGCCGGUGCUUUCGUGGACCGCGAGGUUGAGACCCGGGGCCUGGACUUCAUCGACCGCGAGAAGGCCAAGCGCCAGGCCCGCGAGCACAUUGAGCGUGUUUCUGCCCAGGAUGCUGGCUGGUAA